GUUAAACAUUACAAAAAAGUUUGCAGGCAUGAACAGUUUUGAAAACUUCACGGGUUGGACGAAUACGACGUCCAAUAAAACUCAAGCAGAAGUUUACAACAAACUUUUCUCAGUGACGAUAAUUAUGACUAUUUACGCAUUGUUCCUCGUUGUCACCGUUACUGGUAAUGGUUUGGUUUGCUGGAUUGUCCUCACGAAUCGUAGAAUGCACGAUUCGACAAAUAUUCUUUUGGUGAAUUUGGCCUUGAGCGAUCUGCUGAUGGCUCUCGCCUCGACCUUUCAAUUCGCAGAUUUUGCAGUGAAAGAUUUGAAUUUGGUGGGAAACUCAUUGGUAUGUUACAUCGUUGCAAUUAAUCGUCGUAUGCACGAAGUGACUUAUUAUCUAUUGGUGAAUCUGAGCGUCAGUGAUCUGAUACAAGCAUUGGCGACCAUUUUUCAAGUCACUGAUUUUAUUGUAAAGGAUCUAAAUUUGGGAAAUGUCGGUUGCAAGUUUCAGAUUAACAUGGUCAACAUUCCCUACAGUUCAUCAGUUUUGACACUUAUUGUGAUUGCAAUCGAGAGGUAUUGCGCUGUGUGUAAACCACUGUUCUUCGGUGAUUUCAAAGCGCUUCUGAAAUACAUCAUCCCUUCAAUAUGGCUGCUGUCUUUCCUAAUCUAUUUCCCUACGAUGUAUUACUGUGGUGUCAGGUGGAAUGCUGAAGAAGACCAGCUCAGCUGUGAUUGUACAUACCGCUGGCCAAGUCUGAGGGCGAAGAACAUCUAUGGCGUGUUCAUUGUCAUCGCUUUGUACCUAGUCCCUCUCACCAUGAUUUCUGGAUUCUAUUCUAAUGUGAUUAGAAGAUUAAGGAGAGCACCCCCCGGCGAAAGUGAUGCAAGUGUGGCGGCCUAUAGAUCGAGACGGGGGGUUGUCAAGAUGCUGUUUGUAACAAUUGUCGUCUUUUUCCUGUCCUGGACUCCUUAUAAUAUUCUGUACUUCCUGAAGAGGAUUGAAUAUGAUUUCAGAAGUGUAUAUAAAUAUGUGUGGUAUCCUGCACUGCUGUUGGCAUUCCUGGGUAGCGCGUGCAACCCUGUCAUAUACUGUUUACUCGGCAAGAAUUUCCGCGAUAGUUUUAAAUCAAUAUUGUGCAGCUGUGAGGGUCGAUGUCAUCUGCCUUUUAUCAGAAAACCUCGUGGAAAUACCACCUCCAGGACACCCACAUCACGCUCAAUGGAAAACAUCGUGUUGGAAAAUAUUCAAAGCACGGACACUGACGUGACGGACAAGAAGCAAUAACGGAAAAAGCGAUCACGUCCCAACUGGUACGAACAGAAACUACGAUGAACAGUUUGAAAUUGUUCAGUAUUCCUGAUGAAUGAAAAGAAUAAUGCAAAUUGUUAUAAAAUAUUUCAUUGUUGGAGUUGAUACUCCACAGAGCCCUGAUUUGCCUGACACAUUCCAA
This is a messenger RNA of Dendronephthya gigantea, 1439 nucleotides long. Its product is annotated as neuropeptide FF receptor 1-like. Bases 29 to 1273 code for a protein of 414 amino acids. Lineage: Eukaryota; Metazoa; Cnidaria; Anthozoa; Malacalcyonacea; Nephtheidae. The record is from RefSeq and is a predicted model, not a curated record. Gene Ontology annotation, biological process: G protein-coupled receptor signaling pathway. Gene Ontology annotation, cellular component: membrane. The transcript has 4 exons. Gene Ontology annotation, molecular function: G protein-coupled receptor activity.